AUUUUGCAACACCAACAAAAAUAUUGCCGGUUAGUACCCGUAAACAUGUACCAAGAGCACAUAUUUUAAUAGAACAAAGUGUACGUUACUAGUGAAUUUUUGCAUAUUGGAGAGCCAUAAUAGUGAGGAUCUAUGCGAUAAAACCAUAUCGUCUGUAGGAAAAAGUAUACAACACGCAAUGUCCGACAGUAAUGUAUUGGUGUUGGACAACGGUGCAUUGUAUGCAAAAAUUGGCAUGUCGGAUUGGAGCAAACCGAAGACCGUUCCGAAUUGCAUAACGAAGGCCAAAUCCGAACGGAGGCGCCCAUUCAUCGGUAGCCAGAUCGAAGAAUGCCGCGAUGUUUCCGGUCUGUUCUAUAUCUUGUGCUUCCAGCGGGGCUAUUUGGUUAACUGGGACAUCCAGAAAACGGUGUGGGAUUACAUGUUUAACAAUGAAUGCUGUCCGGUUAAUUUUGCUGAUACGCCGCUUUUGAUCACUGAGCCGUUGUUCAAUUUCCAAUCCAUUCAAGAAGCGAUGUUGGAAAUUUUGUACGAAGAAUACGAGUGCGAUGCGGUCUGCAAAACCAACUCCGUAGACUUGAUUGCGUUUAAUUACACACACGGUGAGGAUAAGAAGAAACCUUUGUGUUGCGUUGUGGUGGAUAUGGGAUACAGUUUCACCCACAUCGUCCCAUUCAUAAAAGGAACGAAGGUCAAAAAUGCUAUACGGAGAAUAGAUGUCGGAGGAAAGAUGUUAACGAAUCAUUUGAAAGAAAUCAUUUCCUAUCGGCAGCUGAACGUGAUGGAUGAAUCGUAUGUAAUUAAUCAGGUUAAGGAAGACAGUUGCUUCGUAUCGCAAAAUUUCAACGAGGACAUGAUCACUGGGAGGAAACGCUAUCCAGAAAACAGUAUAAUCAGAGAAUAUGUUCUCCCAGAUUAUACUCAAAUUCGGAGAGGUUUUCUGCGAAAGUUGGACCCAAACAACGAUUCAAAUGACGAAUUACAAACGUUACGAUUGAACAACGAAAGGUUUGUCAUACCCGAGAUUCUAUUCCAUCCAUCCGACAUCGGAAUUCAGCAGAUGGGAGUAGCAGAGGCAAUUGUACAUGCUAUCGAUGCGUGUCCCGAUGAAACGAAGCCACAUCUGUUCAACAAUAUUGUAGUUUGUGGAGGUAGUGCCUUGUUUUGCGGAAUGCAGUCACGAAUACAGAAUGAUGUCAGAGCAUUGGCGCCAGAUGAAUUCAGCGUCAGCGUGACUGUGCCGGAAAACCCGAUUACGUAUGCGUGGUAUGGAGGACAACAGUACUCGCAAUCACUUAGUUUUCUCAAGUCCUGCGUAAGUCGUGCUCAAUACGAAGAGAAUGGAGUCAAAUAUUUGGUUGAGAAAUAAGAAAACUAGAGACUCAAGGUGGCAAAUGCAGGUAGUCAUUAGGCAAAUUUUUUCAAAGACAGAAAUUCGGUUCGUAAGACAGUUGAGCACGGCGUUUAUUUCUAUUGAUCAUAUAGGGGUCAUUUAGGGCGAUCAAUUUGUAUGUAUCAUUAACGUUUGCUAUGCUGCAGUGCUUGGAUUCUAGAAUAUGGUCAAAAUAAUAUAACAAACACAAUUAUCUAAAA
This is a messenger RNA of Toxorhynchites rutilus septentrionalis, 1593 nucleotides long. RefSeq names its product actin-related protein 6 (gene Arp6). The record is from RefSeq and is a predicted model, not a curated record. Gene Ontology annotation, molecular function: nucleosome binding. The coding region runs from base 179 to 1369 and encodes 396 amino acids. Lineage: Eukaryota; Metazoa; Arthropoda; Insecta; Diptera; Culicidae. Gene Ontology annotation, cellular component: Swr1 complex. The transcript has 3 exons.